Molecule: messenger RNA, 864 nt
Organism: Geodia barretti
Lineage: Eukaryota; Metazoa; Porifera; Demospongiae; Tetractinellida; Geodiidae
Source: the annotation of a GenBank genome assembly
AUGAAGAAGGUUGUCAGCGAAAUCAGCGGUGUGGUGUUCAGCCUUCCCUGGCUGGUUGCCCGGGACGAAGGGCUGUUCGAAGCCGAGGGCAUCGACAUGGAAUUCGUCACCGCGGUCAGCAGUGGUCGGGUCACCCCCACCGAAAGCCCGGAAGACGUCAAUCCUAUCCUCGGCCAUGUGGCAUUUCGAGGACGCCAGGGCGCCCGCAUCAUCGCCCUCCGUUCUGCAGUCGCCACUCAGGCUAUCCUGGUGCAUCCGGACUCUCCUCACUACUACCCGGGGACCCUGGGCAACAAACCGGUGGCCGUCCAGUUCCACGCCGGGUCCCACUACGUCGCGCUGCGGCUGCUGUCGGGGUAUCUGCCCAAGGAUAAGCUGAAGCUGGUCCAUUACGGCUCGCCUCAGUUCCGGUUUGAGGCCCUCAUGAACGGCGAGGUCGCCGCUGCCGCCCUCAUGGAACCCUGGAUCACCCUGGCUGAAAAGUUGGGUUGCCGUCCGGUUUGUGAGGGUCAUUACCUGGGCGCCGAGAACGCCAGCGACAACAUGGACGAGGAAACUUUCGCCGCCAUCAAUAGGGCCGUCGCCAAGGCGGUGGACCGGAUCAACGCCGACAAGCGCAGGUAUCUCCGGUAUCUCAUCGACGAGCCGCGGUUCGCCGCAGUCGCGGCCCAGCACGGUGGGGUCACUCCCGAAGACUUCCACCUGCCCCGCCUCCGCUACUCCUACAACACCCCUUACACCGACGAGAUAGUCGAGGACACCUACCACUGGAUGGUUGGUUGGGAUCUGCUGGACGGCGCCGCUUGCAGCGCAGACCUCGUGGACAACCGCCUGGCCGAACCGGCGGCGGCCGCCGCCGAUUAG